Messenger RNA from Thalassophryne amazonica, 874 nucleotides. RefSeq lists its product as uncharacterized. The transcript has 4 exons. Lineage: Eukaryota; Metazoa; Chordata; Actinopteri; Batrachoidiformes; Batrachoididae. Bases 108 to 800 code for a protein of 230 amino acids. The record is from RefSeq and is a predicted model, not a curated record.
AGGUGACAGUCUGGUCGUUUACGUUCUCUGUUCUUCUCCAACAUUUCAAAUUCAUCUUUUAUUCUCCUCAUUUGUCCGAGUCCGUGGAGUGGAGCAUUUCAGCAGACAUGUUUCAGCAGUUGGUGAUUAAAGAAGAAAUGCUCCCUGAACACCAGGAGCUGAAUCUAAGUGUCGACCAAAAGGAUGUUAAACAGGUACAAGAGGAAGUCUGGAAAAGUAACAAUGGACAGCAGCUUUACUGGCUGAAGACUGAGAAGACCAAGUUCUGUUUUGCCCGUGUCCCUGUGAAGACUGAAAAUAAUGAUGAAAUGCCACAGUCAUCACAGGUUCUCCAAAACUCAGACAUGCAGCCGUUGUUGGUGAUUAAAGAAGAAAUUGUCCCUGAACACCAAGAGGACAUUAAAGAAGAGAAGCUGUGGAUAAGUCAGCAGAGAGAACAGCUUCAGCAGCUGGAGGAGGCAGAUCUCACCAAGUUUGGUUUCAUUGUAAAGAGUGAAAAUGAUGACGAAAAACCAGAGUCGACGCAGCUUCAUCAAAAUCAAAGUGAUAAGAGCACAGAGGCUGAGCCUAUAGCCAGCAGCUCAUCUGUACACAAAACACUGACAGCAGAAACUGAUGGAGAGGAUGAUGGAGGGCCACAACCAGCCAGCAACUCAGGUCUAACGCUGAACAACUCUGACAUCUUGGUCCUUCGAGCCGGAUGCCAACAGACCGGAAACUCGUCGGCCCGUGACGGAGAACGCCCGUGGAGUCUGCAGCCACAGCACGGGAAUCAGUUCCUGCAGACCCUUUCUGGGUGACGGGUCUCCUCCCUAAAGGUCGACGCUUACCGGGGUGAAGGCAUACGGACGACAGCGGUGGUGAUGGAGUGUGA